Molecule: messenger RNA, 7532 nt
Organism: Podarcis muralis (Common wall lizard)
Lineage: Eukaryota; Metazoa; Chordata; Lepidosauria; Squamata; Lacertidae
Gene: ZBTB21
Product: zinc finger and BTB domain containing 21
Biological process (GO): regulation of transcription by RNA polymerase II; negative regulation of DNA-templated transcription
Cellular component (GO): nucleus
Molecular function (GO): DNA-binding transcription factor activity, RNA polymerase II-specific; protein binding
Source: RefSeq, a predicted model, not a curated record
UGCGCCUGCGCAGGUUACAAAACGGGUUCCCACCCCUUUGCGGCGCAUGCGUUGAUCCCAGCAGCCUCGCUCAUGGUACUGAAUACGCAUGCCCUUGUAUUCCUCUGGGUGUCUAAUACGCAUGUCUGUUGCCCGCUCUCGGUGCAUGGUUACUUCUUUUCACUGCGCCUGUGCGUUGCCCAUACGGACACAGUUGACCGCACACCCGCUAUGCUCGGGUAGUCCCUGUGGGUGGGGUGAAAGAGGGCUCUGUGAGCGUGCGCAGGAAAAUGGGUGUGGUGGGCUGUUGAGCCUUAUGAUGUCAUUCUGGUACAAUCUUAUGCAUGUCAACUCUAAAGUAUGCCCCAUAGACUUCAAAUGGGCUUACUCCCAGAUCAUCUGAGAUGCAGACCUGAAAGUAACUGCAAAUUAAGGAAGAAAUGGAAUCCUGAAUCUUUCUGUUGUUUUUGAGCAUAUUCUAAAUUCAAAAAGAGAGAAGGAAGAUCUUAUGGUAUACCUAAAUCAUGGAGGGACUCUUGCAUUAUAUAAAUCCAGCACAUGCUAUUUCUCUCCUAAGUGCUUUAAAUGAAGAACGACUAAAAGGGCAACUUUGUGAUGUUGUUCUUAUAGUGGGAGACCAAAAAUUUCGAGCUCAUAAAAAUGUUCUGGCUGCCAGCAGUGAAUAUUUUCAGUCUCUGUUCACUAAGAAAGAAAAUGAGUCUCAAUCAGUGUUUCAGCUUGACUUUUGCGAACCAGAUACUUUUGACAAUGUAUUAAACUACAUUUACUCAUCAUCCUUGUUUGUUGAGAAAAGCAGCCUUGCUGGUGUGCAAGAAGUGGGCUACAGUCUUGGGAUUUCCUUUCUUACUAACAUUGUUUCCAAAAGUCCUCAAAUUCCAUUGCCUGCAUGUCCUAUUAAGAAAAUAUUUUUCCAAGAGGAUGAUGAAAGCAGUUCCCAGAAAAGAAGUGUCAUAGUUUGUCAGAGCAAAAAUGAAGCACAGGGGAAAAAUGUUGGUCAAACCUCACAUGAUGUAAGCCAUAAUUCUAAGUCCUCGUCCUCAGUUGCUGUCAAACCUAAGCGGCCACAAUCUACACAGCCAACUGAGUUUCUACAUAGCUUAUCGCAAAAUGAAAGGAGAUGGCUGAAAGACAGUUCUUUAAGAUACUCCAAGUCCCACGAACAUUCUUCGGCUACAGCAGAUGAUCAAAGCAGAACUAAAAGGAAUGCAGUAUUGUCACAGAAAACAUCUGUAGAGGAAGAAGUGGGAGCAGAUGAAGCAGGAAGAAGUGAUCAGUUCCUAAGAGGAAAGGCAGCAGAAGCACCUUUGAAGAGACCUUGUCCACCAGUCUUAUCCUUACGUAGCUCAUCUGAAUCCACAUUUUUGUUGAGAGAGACCGGAAAAGGAGCUGGUCCAGGGGAAGACAGGAAUUUGCUAUACUAUUCAAAGUUAGGAUUAGUGAUCCCAUCUAAGGUAUCUGGUCCUGCGAACCAAAGUAUUGACAGGAGUGGGCCGCUUGUAAAGAGUCUCCUUCGAAGGUCAUUGUCCAUGGAUAGUCAAGUUCCUGUUUAUUCGCCUUCUGUCGACUUCAAGUUUUCUCAAGGAACUUCAGCGGUGAACAACGCACAAGGGAGAAUGUUAAAUGUAAUGUCACAAAAGCCAUCUGUGAAAGAGUCUUCAGGAGAGGCAGCUCCUGAUGACAAGACACAUGUAAUGUACCCCCAUCGCCUUAGGUCCUUUAGUGCCUCCCAGUCUGGAGACAGGGAGGUCGCUUCACCUCUUAGAGAAAUACGGAUUAAAACAGAACCUAGCAGUCCACUUUCAGAGCCUUCUGAAAUAAUAAGAAUUACUGUUGGGGAUGCUUCAUCAUCUUCCAAUAAGAUCAAUGCUUUUAAAACAGAAGAUGAUCAUAAGGAUCUCAGUAGACUCCCAGCUAAAAGGAGGUUUCAAGCAGACAGAAGGCUACCACUCAAAAAAAUCAAAGUGGAUGAACAUGCUUCCCCUGGGUCUGAGGACAAUUUUGAGGAAAACUCAAAUCCUACACCCCAUGAUGCUGAUUUCCCAGAUUCUGACAUUAGCAAAGAUGAAUAUAGUGAGCUGGAAGAAACAAAGCCUAACAAAAAGUUUAAGUGCAAACAUUGCCUUAAGAUAUUCAGGUCAACAGCAGGCCUUCAUCGUCAUGUCAAUAUGUACCACAACCCUGAAAAACCCUAUUCUUGUGAUAUUUGUGAUAAGAGAUUUCAUACAAACUUCAAAGUUUGGACGCACUGCCAGACCCAGCAUGGAAUUGUGAAGAACCCUUCACCUGCUUCCAGUUCCCACGCUAUCUUGGAUGAAAAGUUCCAAAGGAAAUUAAUUGAUAUAGUGAGGGAGCGAGAGAUUAAAAAGGCCCUGAUCGUCAAGCUAAGGCGUGGCAAGCAAGGUUUUCAGGGGCAGGCUGGUUCACAAGCACAGCAAGUCAUCAAAAGAAACCUGAGGUCGAGAACCAGAGGAGCCUACAUAUGUACCUACUGUGGGAAGGCAUAUCGCUUCCUCUCACAGUUCAAGCAGCAUAUAAAAAUGCAUCCAGGGGAAAAAGCAGUUGGAGGAAAUAAGCCACUUAAGCCCAAAGAGGAACCUCGCGUCGAAAGCCCAGUCGAAAACAAAAAAGUUUACCAGUGCCGCCUUUGUCAUGCUAACCUUCCCUCUCUUAUUGAACAGGGGAAUCAUGAGCGGCUCUGCCGGAAUGCAACCGUCUGCCCAUACUGCAGCCUCCGUUUUUCUUCUCUAAACCUGAAGCAUGACCACGAAAUGGCAUGCGAAUACAAGAAGCUCACCUGCCUAGAAUGUAUGCGCACUUUCAAAUCCUCUUUCAGUAUUUGGCGUCACCAGGUUGAGGUUCACAAUCAAAAUACCAUGGCUCCGACAGAGAACCUGUCUCUGCCGGUCGUGGAACACAACGGCGAAGUGAGCGGCACUUCCAGGCUGCAUUCUCAGCUGGAGCCGAACAAGACGAACAGCUUCGUUGCAGCCAAAGAAGACAGCGUGUUCAGCGACUCCUCCGAGCAGAUUAAUUUUGACUCGGAAGAUUCCUCAUGCCUCCCCGAAGAUCUGAGUGUCUCCAAGCAGUUUAAAAUCCAAAUCAAAGAAGAGCCUGCAGAUGAUUUAGAAGAGGAGGUCUCUGAAGGCAACCAGGAACACAAGGAAACCGUCUCCAAUAAAGACACUGGCUUGUGGCCUUGUGAAAAAUGUGGGAAAAUCUUUACAGUACACAAGCAGCUAGAGCGCCACCAGGAGCUUUUGUGUUCUGUGAAGCCCUUCAUUUGCCAUGUGUGCAACAAGGCCUUCCGCACCAAUUUCCGCCUGUGGAGUCACUUCCAGUCCCACAUGGCACAAGCUACAGAGGAGCCUGUGCGAAAAGAACCUGAGAUUUAUGCACCAGCUAAUUCUCCGUCGCCCCCACCUUUGCCUCCUCCCCCACCCCUUCCCAAAAUACAACCUUUGGAACCCGAUAGCCCUACGGGGUUGUCAGAAACUCCUUCAGUUACUGAGAAAUUAUUUGUCCCUCAGGAAUCGGACACACUCUUUUACCACGCUCCGCCACUUUCAGCGAUCACUUUCAAAAGACAGUAUAUGUGCAAACUCUGCCAUAGGACAUUCAAAACUGCAUUUAGUCUUUGGAGUCACGAACAGACACACAAUUAAAAGAAGAAGGCAUAAAGAAUGCCUACAAGGGAUUUUUAAGAUUUAAUUUCCCUGAUGUUUCUGAAGUUACAGCAUUUGAAAUGAAGUUUUUUUAUAUAUAUAUAAAGGGACAAGAACCCUCAGCAAUUAAAUUUGACAUUUGUGGUGCAGCUUUGGAUGUGGAGAUUAAGGUAAACUCAAUUUAUUGUUAGUAAAUUGCUCACAUUUUAAGGCAUUGUGGUCUAGGAUCUCCUACUUAAUGAAUAAUUGCAUUCAUUUAAAUCUGGUUAGUUCAUCCUGUGAUCUUGGUAUAUAUGGAUUUAUAUAAAAAGGCAACAGCAAGUUAAAAGAGUUUAGAAUAAUGCAAAUCCUGAAAAAUGUUUAUUGUUUUCACAGAGAUUAAUUCUCUCAUGGGCGCCAUAGAAAUAUUACUCAUUCAUUUGAUGUUAAGGGAAGAAAUUGAGAAUUUUGCUGUGUUGACCUUGAUCUUAUUGAACGUUAGCAAUAACAAAUAAAACCUCAUUUGAGUUAACUUUACCCUUAUUGAAAACUGAUUAACAUGGAGUUUUUUUGGUUACUGGAAUUUUCUGUAUGGAUAUUGUGCAAGAUACGCUACAAUUAAAUGUUAGCAAUAUGUGAAUAUUUGGAUUUUUAUAUAUAAAGUAGCAGCCAGCCUGCUUCCAGCCAUUUAAAAGCAUUUUUGAAGGAAGAGUAUCAAAAUGAAGAUGCUUUAUUUGGGCCUCAGAGGCCGAUAUUCUAUAGAUAUUUUGGUAACUAGACAAUGUGCUAAGCAACUGCCAACUGAUAUCCUAAUGCAAACUAUAUUACUGUUCUAAAUACAAAACAGCAUUGAGUGGAUGUCAAAAAUUAAGUUGUGCUUUGUUUCUUCUGAUUUGUAUUGGUGUGGAUGUGUUUUAUUACAGUGGAAUGUAUGACUAUGCUAGUUCUGAAAAGGAGAAGCAAAUGCCAUUUUUUUGGUGGUGAGCUCUGCUGAGAAUACAAGAAAGUUUUUUGGGGGGGAAGUUCAGAUGUAAAUAUUUACAUAUGUAUAAGUGAAUAAAAUAAAAACACAGAACCUCUAUUAAAUAUAAAUAGUUUGGAAAGGAAAAUGCAGUACCACAAAUGUAUUUCACAAAUAACGAGCAGAAUGUUUCUCUUACCCUGUAUCAUACUUUGAGUAUCCUUUUGUUUUGUACUUAAAUAAAAAAAAGAUUGUUUAAAGCAUAUGAAGUACAAUCCAAUGCUCACUUAGGCAUGCUUAAGGCCCAUGGGUUGUAUUCAACGCUGUUGUUCCACUUGUACAGCAGACUUCCACUUGUGCAAUAUAAUGUACCCCAUUCACCUGCAGACCCCUCAAAAUCUGCUCCAGAGGCUUGGGGGACCCUCCAGAGUAGAUGUUGGGGGAGUAACAGGGGGAUAGUAAAGUUUUAUUGUGCAAGCAAGCGGAAUUCUGUCACACAGCGUUUGAUAGGACUCGUUGAUUUUUGUGGGUCUAAUCAUGCAGUAGAUGGUGACAUGCAGUCAUACUUACUGUGUUAAGAGCAUGUAAAUUCCACUUCAUCCAGUGCAAUUUACACACACACCUAUUUAUAGGACAGGGGUAGCCAUAUACCUUUUCCAAAGAUCCAUGUGUGCUUAGAUAAUAUGCACAAAUUCUUGUACACAUUAGGCUUCUCAUUCAUUGACUUCACCUGUUGAAAUAAAGGGAGAAACCAUUGGGUAGGCAAGUUCUGUGUGCACUCUGGUUCUCAUGCAGUUGGAAAAGACUACUGGAAUUGGGUCACUGAGUUGUAGCAGGGCCCUUGCUCCCAAAUGGCAGAGUAGCAUCAUUAAUACAGAUAUCUGCCAGGAAGCUCUUACGGUUUUGUUUCCUACUCAGGAAUCGACAUUUAAAACUAAUGAAUUGCUAGUUGCAUUUUAAACUUGAUCUAAGGUAUGAAUGCUGUAGUUGAAUUACUUAGCUUUUGGAUUAUGGGAAAAGACAGGAAACUUUGGUGUUCAGCACUGAGUAAUUAUGAGAUUCAUUAAAAGGAGUGAGAACUUGGUUCUUGAGUUCGUGUAGAGCGGGAGUAAUAACUGGCACCCCAAUAUUAAAUGAAUUUAUUUUUAAGGAAUUCUGUUGAUAUCAAUAGAAUCAACUUCCAUGGCAGUCCAGAAAGAAGAAGAACACAGCACAUUUCCUAAGACUUACUACAUAUUUGGAAAUUAGUCCCAUUAAGAAGCAAUUUUGAUCUAUUUAAUGCCAUUAAUGUGAAAUAUGGUUGGGUUGUUUUGUUUUUUACUUGCUUUCUGAAGAAUAGUGUAUUAGAAGCUCCUUUUGAAGCCCAGCUAUAUAUUAAAAGCAGCUUCUGAUGAAGCAUGUGGAACUGCUCUUCAGAAAUGCAAAUAAAAUAGCUCAUUACCUGUGUGGAUCUUCCAUGGUUCCAUUUUAAAAUCCAACAGGGUGUGAGGCAUACAACACCUGGAUCUUUCUUUCCUAAACUUUAAGAUUUUGCAUAGCUUUCAAGUAGAAUAAGAACAUCAAGUGAUGAAAGCAUGAGACUUAAUUUCAGAGUUGUGGGUUCGGGUCCUAUGUUGGGUAAAAGAUUCCUGCACUGCUGGGGGUUGGACGAGAUGAUUAUCUGGGUCCCUUUCAGCUCUGCUAUUCUGUGAUUCUGUGCAGUGUAACAGAAUUCUAAAAGUGGAAGCGAGGCCUAUUACUAGCGAGACCUUUGUGCUGUAAGCAAAUAUUUGUAUCAAAACUUUGCUUAUUCCAUACUUAAAAGGUAUUUAGGGCCGUUCGCUCAGGGCUUUUCUCACACAUUCCAGCAUUCCUUACCCAUAUCUGUGUGUAGCACAUAAAUACCUUCUGCAGAAAUAGCAGAACCUUUUCCAACUGCUGUGACAAGAGAAACCUAUGCUAGUUGCAUCUCUUCUCCUUUAGUUUACACGUUGCAUGUCUCCAUAUGUGUAUCUGCCUAAGGAUGGUCAUGACUACUCAUAUGUAGACGGGAACGGAAAGUGCAACUCAACCUACCUACAGUUUGUCCAUUGGUUUUAUACACAAAACACUAUGCGGUCAAUUUCAUUCAUCAGAACUUCACUGAUGUUAGUUAUAGAACUUGCAUUAAUUUCAAUGGAUUGGAGUCAAUAUCAUCCUUUCUAGAUACCAGUAUUUUAUUCUAGCAGGGCUCCUGUGCCUUUAAGCAACUAUGGGGCAGACAUUUCCCCCGGCUUUGACUCCAUACUGGGAAUAGCUUCACCUAUUGAAUUUCUUCUUACAAGCCCUGCCAAAACCAGGUCCCCCCACCUCAGUCCUAGAAAAGGGAAAUAUGCCUUCAUAGCAGUGCUUUGUUAACUGAAUCCUCAAGCAUCUAGAAAAGGGAAGUACCGGUACUAUGCCUGUCUAAUGGUGCUUCACUAACUUAAUCCUCAAGCAGAAACUUCAACAGGAGUUCUGCUAUAUUACUAUUUGGGUUAUAAUAAGGUAAUAAAACCUAAAUAACUAGGAUUUUAAAGACUACAAUAUGCUUUUUAAGAAAUGGGGCUUUUUCUUAAAAGAUAAUACUAAGGAUUUUUGUUAGUUUCUAAUGUUAGGUGUGUUUUUGUUACCUUUUUCACAUCAGUUCUUGUUUAUUAACUGUUUAAAAAACAACCCUGCCUCUCAGAAUACUUUUUUGGGUACGUUUAUAGACAGAGAUUUUCCCUCUAGGUUUUUAAUCCAAUACUUUAAAGAGCUGUAAGAGUGUUUAUUUUGCUGGACAUGGAAUAAAUAUACUUCUGCUUAAAGAUUAAUAUAUGUUUUAAAAGUUAUAAAUUAUGGAAUAUGUUGCUUAUUAUAUACCUUAAAUCUUCAAGGAAUAUAUUUAGUUUGACCAUAAUAAAAAUAAAAUGAAAACUAUUGAUUCGUUA